Parnassius apollo (apollo) is the source of this 708-nucleotide messenger RNA. The record is from the annotation of a GenBank genome assembly. NCBI's taxonomy places the organism in Eukaryota, Metazoa, Arthropoda, Insecta, Lepidoptera, Papilionidae.
AUGAAAUUUAUCGCUGUCUUCGCUGCCAUCUUGGCCGUCGCCGCCGGAGCCCAGGUCUCCUGGACCGUGACAGAAGUGUCUGCAGCUUUACAGGACCCCAACACCCAUCCAGCUCUCAUCCCGUUCCUAGAGCAAGCCCUCAAUGAGAUGAUGCAUGCGAUCGACGCUGGAUACCCUGCUCAUGCUGUCCAAGUAGCUGUACCCGUUGUUUCCACAUGGACCCUCCAAGAACUUGACGCGGCUCUGAAUGACCCUACCACCAACCCAGCACUGAUUCCUUACUUGGAGCAUGCUCUCAACGAGAUCAUGGAUGCUAUAGUAUCAGGACAGGACAUUGCAGCUGUUCCUGUUUUAAUUCCUGCCGCCCUUGCCCCCGUGGAGGCAGAGACUCCCAUCAUGCCCGUACCGGUACCUGCUCCAAUUGUUAUACCUGGCCCCAGCCCAGCGCCGGUACCUGCUCCAGUUGCCAACCCCGAUCUCAGCCCAGCGCCCGCUUCCUCCAGUCCCUUGGUGCAGAUCAUCAUCAACAUCAACAAGCAAGAACAGGCCGCUUCUCCCGCGAUCCAGGCUCCCGAAAUCACCCCCACUCCCGUGUCAGUAGUCGAGCAGGCUGAGGACAACUCCUUCAACCCCGUCGACUUUAUCCUUCCCGGUGGCGUCGCUAUUAACCCCAUCGUUCCUGAACCAGUAGUCGGACCCAUCGUUUAA